Messenger RNA from Arthroderma uncinatum, 1362 nucleotides. Its product is annotated as SH3 domain signaling protein. Gene Ontology annotation, molecular function: protein binding; lipid binding. Bases 1 to 1362 code for a protein of 453 amino acids. Gene Ontology annotation, cellular component: actin cortical patch; Rvs161p-Rvs167p complex; medial cortex. The transcript has 4 exons. Lineage: Eukaryota; Fungi; Ascomycota; Eurotiomycetes; Onygenales; Arthrodermataceae. Gene Ontology annotation, biological process: plasma membrane tubulation; actin cortical patch localization; endocytosis. The record is from RefSeq and is a predicted model, not a curated record.
AUGCUCAACAUAAAUCGCCAGUUUGGGAAGUUUAUGAAACGUUCGGCGGACGAGAGCCAGGUCUCGGUUCUGCUUAAAGAUUUCGACGACGCCGAUAAACUGCUGCAGAAGAUCAUUGAAUCGAGUAAGGCAUGGCGCGACGCAUGGUCAGCCAUCUUCACAUACCAGGCUCGGCUUGUCCUAGAAUUCGAGCAGCUAUAUAAUCCCAUCAUUGGCGCAUCGGAGCCAUCGGCGGAUCAUACUCCUGCGGAGGUCCCUGAACACACACUACAUCGAGUAGUUCGAUUGAGAGAAGAAUAUGACUCGCUAAAGGCAGACCUGGUCGCGGAACUGGAUUUCGAAAGAUACCAAAGCCGAGUGGAUUCUGGAAGAAAGAAGACGAAACGCUCUGAUAGGGAUAAUGCUGCAUUGUCAAAAGCUGAGAUGGAUUUAACCAAGGCUACAGAUGAUUAUAAUGCAGCAGACGAUCACCUUCGAUCCAUUCUCCCAGGGCUGAUAACGGCAACGUUCUCUAUCCUCCCACAUCUCCUAGGCGCACAGAUCGAGAUUCAGAACACCUUGCUUGCCCUUUACUACACUACACUCCACACCUACUGUGAAGAGCAGCAGCUCCCCUCGCCUCCACCGCCAAUGGAGGAUAUUAUUAGGACAUUUGACGAGAACUUUAUCAAUGUACAGCGUGAAAUAGAGACAUUCAACUGUGUUGCCGGCGGCAAGACUGCCCGCCAACCUCGAACAUCUGGCGACCACAAGAACGGUAACCACACACUGUCAAAUGGUCGUGCAGUUAUCGGUGCUGGCAGCAGCUCGCGCAAACCAUCUACUUCUCCGAAAUCCAUUUCUCGCCUACCGUCUACUCCGUCAUUAGAUGCCAAACCUCGAAUCAAUCGAUAUGCAUCUUCAUCACAGCUUGAUGCUCCAGCUCCAGAUCAGCACCACUCUCCAGCUUCAACGCAUCACUCUCCCGCCUCAACACACGAGUUCCUUAAUAAUACUCUCCACCAUGUUGCUUCAGCUCCCACUGCUCCCCAUAAUUCUCCCCACUUUAUUCCUCCCAUACCCACCGCGACGAAACCAGCCCAGGCCACAGCCACCUCGGCCAUGGCUGGAGUAGCCUCGCUUGCAGCCGCAGCUGCUGCAAAGAAAAAACCUCCCCCUCCGCCACCACCACGCACACCAUCCGCCAGCCAGAUCCAAUUCGUUACUGCACUCUAUGACUUUGGUGGGCAGGGGGCGGGUGACCUUGUAUUCAAGGAAGGGGAUCGUAUCCGCGUCAUCAAGAAGACUGACAGUACCGAUGACUGGUGGCAGGGAGAAUUGCGCGGCGUCAGGGGUAGUUUCCCAGCCAAUUAUUGCUCAUGA